Durotheca rogersii is the source of this 3029-nucleotide messenger RNA. Its product is annotated as SUR7/PalI family-domain-containing protein. Gene Ontology annotation, cellular component: growing cell tip; cell division site; plasma membrane. Bases 751 to 2913 code for a protein of 720 amino acids. The record is from RefSeq and is a predicted model, not a curated record. The transcript is spliced from 3 exons. NCBI's taxonomy places the organism in Eukaryota, Fungi, Ascomycota, Sordariomycetes, Xylariales, Xylariaceae.
CACCUACCUAAUACCUACCUCUACCUACCUGCCUGCCCGCCUACCACCACCUCUCCACCACCACCCGCGGGCGGUGCACUCCAAUUACCCAAUCACCCACCACUCGUCUGUCUCUCCCAUUCCACCCCCUUCAAUCCAAUCAAUUCCACCCGUCCAAGUCAACUCCCUAACCUUCGACACCCACCAUCGCCGUGUCACCAUCGGCGACACUGCCACUGCCACUGCCACUCCCACUUGGUCGACCCAGCCAAUCUGCCUCCUUUGGCCGCGGCCCUCAUCGUCCGUCCGCCCGUCAGUCAGUCAGUCAGUCACUCGUUUCUGGGAAGCGUGUCGGGUCCGGCCAUCCUUUCGAAAGAGGACAAAAAAAAAAAGAAAGAGGACCAAGGAUCGAAAAGGAGGCUUAGGGGAAUCACAACCAGCCAGGCAGGCGUGUGGCAAUUCGGAUUGUCGACUUCGGAUUUUCGAUUUCGGAUAUUCACCUUCGGAUUCUGUCAAGCUCGGAUCGUCAUUCACCAAAUCGCUAAAUGACAAAGUCCGAAACGCGUUCUCGUCUGAUGUGCCUCUGACCUUAAUCUACAUGUCGCCGCCGCCUAUAUCCGUGCAUCCUCGUCGCCCAUCUUUGCCUGCUCAAGUCCGCCAUCGCCUCUGAAGUCCGAGUCGACUCUGGCCGCUCAUUUCCGCUCGACACCGGCCCGCUCCUCCUCCGGCGUCGCUGGCUCAUGCGAGUCGGCGCGCUGCUAGGCCGUCGCCAUGUUGCGCCCAGCUACUCCUCUGGCCGUGCUGCUAUUUGCCGCAUUCGCCAUGCUGUUGCUCGCCGUCCUGUCGACUCCCAUCAUUAAAGCAAUCCCUUUGGGCACGUACAAAGGGGUCAGCUUCGGCGUCUUUGGCUACUGCAACAACGGUGUGUGCAGCCCGAUAGAGAUCGGCUACGAUACGGGAAAUCUAUUUUCUCCGGUAGACUCGGCUACCUUCGACCUCCCUCCCGCGACGCGAACGACGCUAUCCGCCAUCCUCGUCGUCCACCCUGUUGCCUGCCUCUUGACGCUGGUGAUGCUCGUGCUUGCCAUUGUCGCCCACCUUCAUUCUCCUUCGCAUUCUCCCCGCUAUUUGUUGUUACUGUUUAUCUUCGGCAUCAUUACGUUUUUAGUAUGCCUCCUCUCCUUCUUAAUCGACGUCCUACUCUUCGUUCCUCACAUGGCCUGGGGCUCCUACAUCGUCCUGGCCGCCACGAUUCUGGUGUUCAUGAGUUUCAUUGUUUCGUGUGCUAUGCGUCGCACCUUAGUUAGUAGGAAGGCGAGGAAAAAGCGUAUCGCAGAAAAUGCCGAGAUGAGUGGAGAGAACUACUACAACCGCCAAGUACAACAACAGCCAGACGGUGCCUCUUCUACUGCUAUAUCCCAGCAACCAACCAUCCCUGUCGUCUCUGGAGCAAACGGACCGAGCGAUAAGCUAGCCACCUUUGCUACCUAUGAGAACAAAGACGACCGCAGCAGCGACGAGCAAAUACCUUUGACCUCCCGGACCCCGUCGAAUAGGUCCCCGAACCCGAUCCCCCCUGAUGGGACCAUGCAGAACUCGGCAUACAACUUACCGCCGCAAAGAGGAGGCUCUAACGUAUCUCUGCCGAGGGACCAGUACGGGAAUCCGAUCAACGCACCCCCGGAUGAGUAUCCGAUGCGGCGAGGGCCGUCGUUCGAGCAGAUGAACGCGAGAGGCCGCGGAGGUCCACCAGGCGGUUAUCGGGGACGAGGAGGAUACCCAAGAGGGGGUUAUGGUGGGGGAUACGGCCCGCUCCCGAAUGGAAGAGGUGGAUACGGUCCACGUGGUCGUGGUGGGUAUGGUCCGCCGCCGGGUGGGCGAGGAGGCUACGGCCCGCCCCGUGGGGGCUACGGCCCUCCCGGAAUGAUGAGAGGCGGGAGAACGCCACCGCCAACCUACCCAGGCGGCGGGCCGUACGACCGACGACCAUCUCCCGCCGGCUCGUACGGGAACUAUGCUCCGGGCCGGCAGGUAUCUCCGGGACCGCCGGGAGAUCCCUAUGGAAUGGAGCCGCCCUUGCCGCAACCGACCAUACCGAACGUCCCGCCCGAGAUGCCGGAAUCGAGUAACUACCAAGCCUAUAACCCUAGCCGAACCAGUGAGCUACCCAGAGCGGAGUCGCCGCCUCCGUUGCCAGGCAUCGACGAUGCGCAUGAAAGACCUGCUGAGCAGGCCGUGGAGACGGGUGCUCCUCCUACACAAAACCCAACACAGGCGCCGCAGGAUUCCGGCCAGUUCAACGACCGAAUUAGGGACAGCGACACCGAUGUGGCUGGGAUGUUAGCUCUGCAGCAGGCGAGAGCGUCGCCUGCCCACCGACAUGAUACCUACAUGAGCGAAGGAAGCAGGUAUAGUGUGGACGAGCAAUAUGUUCCGCCUCGACAGGUGUGGAAUCAGGGACCGGGUCGAGCCUCUCCAUCGACUGUCCCUUCGCCCCUGCACAUUCCCGCGCGUCCGCAGGAACUCGAUAACAGAACGCCCCCCCCGCAUCCACCCGCGCCGCCCCAGCCGGCACCGGUCGAGAGGGGCAAUUAUUACGAAGACGUGGAUCCUCGCUUUACGGAGCCAGCCUCUAGGUCGCUGCAGGUGGUCCCAGACGGCCCGAUAGGCUAUGACGAGAUACCUCCGGGAGCUAGGAGUCCGGCGAUUUCCGAACAAUCCGGCUUUACCUCGGUCUCGCAACGAGGCAUCAACCCUCGCUGGAACCCACCGCCGCACGCGGGCUACGAGCCGAUGCCGCGACGAAAACCGGUGGGCCGAAACGAAGUCAAUAUUCUCAACAGCAACCCCGACUUUCAGCUGCCGUCAACUCGCGGGGCAUCGAACUCGAGGAGAGGAGGCAUGAUUCCCGGCAGCGCGUACCCAGGCAUAUGAGAACCUCACACUCAUUCCUUACUUCCUUACUUCCUUUCUUCGCAUAACCGUUCUCACGACCACGGUCGAUAUAGACCGCCGUUCGGGCUACCUACACACAUAGCCCGACAUUUCUG